AUGUUCAAAUUGAUUGUCUUGGUCUUCGCUGCUCUCUUCGCUUUGGCUGCUGCCCGUCCCAGCUACUUGGCUGCUUCUCCCGUUGUCUACUCUUCUCACUAUGUGCAACCCGUUGUAAGAACCCAUUACUCCGUACCUGUGGUCAAGACUGUUGUCUCCCCCGUAGUACACACCUCCGUUGUCAAGACCGUGCUCACCCCUGUAGUCCACACUCCCGUAGUACACACUGUUGUUACUCCUGUAGUACAUGCUGCUCCCUUGGUCCAUGCUUCUCCCUUGUAUCACUCCGUUAAUACUGCUUUGGUAUUCGCUGCUAUUUUCGCUUUGGCUGCCGCUCGUCCCAGCUACUUGGCUUCUUCUCCCGUCGUCUACUCAUCCCACUAUGAACAACCUAUUGUAAGAUCCCAUUACUCUGUACCUGUGGUCAAGACUGUUGUGGCCCCUGUAGUCCAUGCUCCCGUUGUGCAUCACUCUGUUGUCCACUCAGCACCUUUGGUUCACUCUGCUCACUUAGUUCACUCUUCUCCCUUGGUGCACUCUACUCAUUUAGUGCACUCCGCUCCCUUAGUGCACUCUGGUCCUGUUGUCCAUGCUGAUUCUUUGUACCAUUCCUACGGUGCUGCUUAUGGUGGCUUUAAGAACUAA
Messenger RNA from Calliphora vicina (urban bluebottle blowfly), 645 nucleotides. RefSeq lists its product as uncharacterized. The record is from RefSeq and is a predicted model, not a curated record. The coding region runs from base 1 to 645 and encodes 214 amino acids. NCBI's taxonomy places the organism in Eukaryota, Metazoa, Arthropoda, Insecta, Diptera, Calliphoridae. The transcript has 3 exons.